Molecule: messenger RNA, 2644 nt
Organism: Ooceraea biroi (clonal raider ant)
Lineage: Eukaryota; Metazoa; Arthropoda; Insecta; Hymenoptera; Formicidae
Gene: ida
Product: anaphase promoting complex subunit 5 ida
Biological process (GO): positive regulation of mitotic metaphase/anaphase transition; protein K11-linked ubiquitination; anaphase-promoting complex-dependent catabolic process
Cellular component (GO): anaphase-promoting complex
Source: RefSeq, a predicted model, not a curated record
AUGUCAGUAAAUGAUAACCAUCUGUAUAUAAUGAAUGACAUAUUCAAUAAAAUGUCCAAAGAAUUUGUGACUAUUGACGGCAACGUAAAAAAGAUUCAGAAGGAGAAUCUUACUCCUUAUAAGGUGGCAACUGUCAUUUUAAUUAGAGAAUAUUGCAAUGAAGCAACAAAAGUAAUUAUGGAGAGACGGGAUUUUUGUUUAGCGUCGCUGAAAUUAAUACAGUCAGCCGAUAUGGAAUUGAGUGUCUUGUUAAAUACAUUGUAUGCGCCGGAAUAUGCUUUACAUCGUUUUGCGGCCAAAUUGGAUAUGGAGCUGGAUGUGCUGUAUGAGAAAGGAAUAGACGGGCUGUUAGAUUUAUUUGAUAGCUUACGUCGAAUGAUAGAACCUAAGGAACAUUCACUUUCUGUAUCGGUAUUGAACAAGAACUCUGUUCUUGGCCUAUAUGUUCGUAGGAUGCUCAUCUUUUUCGAGAAAUUGGCCUUUGAUCAAGUGGUCGUUCUUUAUAACGAUCUAAAGAAAUAUAUUGAUAAGAGAAUUACUGAUACAGAGAACUCUGAUAUCUCUGCAACUCCUAAGCAAGAUAAUUUUGGUUCCAGUAUAAAAAAGACAACUUGGGGUGGGAGACAAGCAGAAUUGCUUGUAGCACAGCAAGCGCACACAUUACAAACUGAUGAGCAUAAAGCACUGCCACCGAUAGAGUUGCAAGCUCUCAUUCAUGAUCUCUUAAAGUCUACUCCUUAUAAUGCGGAUGCACAUUAUCUGAGUUACUUAAACUGUAUACGUGUGAGUGAUUUUUGUGGAGCAGUCAACAGUCUCUAUCACUGUUUCGAUAGAUUAGCACCUCUGGAGAACCGAUCCACGCCUGAAGAUCGAUCUCGUACCUUCCGAUACGCGGCGCUCAACUUGGCCGUUCUACAUGCCCAAUUUAACCACAAAGAAGUAGCGUUGUAUGCUUUAAAAGAAGCUAUCAAACUAGCUCAAGAAGCUGGGGACAAUGUGUGCUUGCAGCUUGCACACUCUUGGAUUUCCUAUUUGACCAAUGAAGAAAAUAAGGGUCCUCUCAUAGAACGUUCGGUUGGCAAAGCAAGUUUACUCGGAAUUACGCAUACGACAGGUUUAAGUCUUAUUUCGCAUGCACACCAUUAUGCUCUGGAAGCCAAAAGUCCUCCUCAAGUGUUUGAUAUACUCAUGAAAUCAGACAUGUUAAAUUGUCAACAUUCAAUGUCUGAUCUGAUGUCCAUUACUUUCGCGGAAAAGUCCGCGUUAUGGGCGUAUUAUGGCAAAACGGAAAUGGCAUCUCUUUGCGCUCAGUUGCUACUUCUCCACAACGCGGGUGAUAAGAAGCAGCAAAUAUUCAAUGGACCAUCUACGUGUCAGGCAAUCGUCACUGUUGCUAACAUGUUGAUCGAAUUUGGCGAGUACGGCCUUGCUGACGUCGUGUUGUCUCAUGCCAAAGAGAGAUUUCCUAAUAAUCCUUGUAAUAAAAUCUGGAUGUUGAGCGAACAACUACAUAUAUUCACACAGUUGAUGAGGCAAGAAAAAUGGAGCGAAGCAGAGGCAACAGCCACAAAUAUUUCCAGCCUAGAUCAAUUGGAGAGCAAACUCAAAUUGGUGGAAGUCUGCUUGGCGAAGGGUGAUUUUCCAAAAGGACUAGAAUAUAUCAGUAUGCUCGAAGAAAAUCCGGACAUAACUCCACCACACUUAAUACGUGCUAUACUUCUCUCUAGCCAGAUUACGUGCGCUUCUUCCCUGCCGAGCAACAGAACCGCAGUCAUCACUAAUUGCAUAAUGCGCCUUUGCUCAGCCUUAGAAUUAGCCACGCGAAAUCAUCUGUCAUACUAUAAAGCGCUCGUUAAAAUGCAUCUCGCUAAUGUACAGUUAUUGAUGGGCUUAUCUACGUUAGCUUUGAAUCUGGUAGAGGACGCCAUUCCCACUAUAUUGGGUCAUGGUAGCUAUUACGAUCAAGGUAACGCAUUCAUGUUGUAUAGCAAAUGCCUGAUAGCUUCAGCAUCAGAGAACUCUUUUGAGGCACGGAAAGAGAUUAUCUCGCAUGGAAUAAAGGCUCUCUCAAAAGCGCAGAUCCUUUUCACCAAGGUCAAUGCCAUCGCCAAAAUCAAGAAUACUUUGCAUUUGCAAGCCAUUCUUUACAAUGAAAUUAAUCUUCCGUCUGAACGAAAUCAAUGUGCCUUUGAAUAUCGUCAACUGAAUGGACAAUACUUAACAACUCCCAUCAAUCCAUUUUUGUAUUAAAACUUGAUGUAAAAAAUUUUUGUUAAAAAAUUAAGUGAAAAAUUACACAACAAAAAUAGAAAAACAUGAGCCAAAAUCAUAGAAAAGAAUAAGCAGAUACACAAUUGUUAAUUAUAUUUAUUAAUUACAACAUUCAAAUUAAUAAUUGCAAUGCAAUAUGUAAAUUUUUUAAUAAAAUUUUAUUUAUUUUUAUUAUAAGAAAUAUUUUUCAAUAUAUUUUGCUUAUGUGCUUGCAUAUAUGUCUGUUAAUACUGGUAUUUCUUUUAAAUAUUAAUACAGCUCUAUAUAUCCUCCAUAUAUCUCUUUAUAUCUAAAUUAUUAUAUUUCUUACAAAACUUAUAGUACUUUAUAAUACUUAAUACUAUUUUCCAAAAUCAUAAAUUUAUUUAUUACA